UUUGGGUUUGCCAGGCAAAAGAAAUGGUUAAAAGUUUUUUCUUUGGCACUAACUUGUAUGUUAGCUUACUACUGAGCCGUGUGGGUGGAUCAGAGUGCAGCUGGAGAGAGGCAAACAUCAACAGCAAGAGAGACUGUGGAAAAUUUUCUUCCAUUUAUCAACAAGUAUGAAGUAUGGAGUUAACAUUUAAGUUGUAAGGGUUUCAUUGUAGGGAGGCAGAGAAUGGUUUCUCUGUUUUACUGUGGGAAAUCCUCUGAAGACUCAGUGAGGGAAUGCUAGAAAGCUGGUAGCCUUGUGGCAGGAGAUUUUAGCAGUAUGUGAUUGACGUGUCUUUUUGAGAGUUUUACAUGUUUGUUUUUCUUGUUUGCUUGUUGGUAAAAAUUAAAAUCUUCUGGUAUUUCCCAGUCCUGGUAAGCGUGUGCACGUUUGAAAUGUGUUGUUGUCAAGUUGCAUUGAAAAGGAAUAAAUCACAAUCCUUUGCACUAAGAAAUAAAUAAAAUUUAUUUGAAAGGAGGAUAUUUCAAUAUAUCUGCUCUCAAUGAGGUCACAAAGUACACUGAGCAGCCACCACUCCCGAUGGCUGUUUACUGCAGGAGUGCUCUGGUCAGAUUUCAGCUUGACUGCAGAGCUCAAAAAGGAGGAAAUAUUUGCAUACUUGGUCACUGAUUAACAGACGAAAGAGAAAGCAUGUGUUCUUUUCCUGUAGUGGCCAAGGAAAUGCAUCAUUCCCCCUACCAUUAUUUGAGCUGUUCAGUAUGUCUUUGGAGAUGCCUUUUAGCACCUUGCCUUGCUUCUCAGAAACCCUGGCUGAGCUGCUUUCCAGUUGAACCUGUGGUGAUUCUGUGUGAAAUAAUUCUGAAAACUAGAGCAUCAGUAACCAACGUGACUACAGUGAACUUAAUUCUACUUGUGCACAUUAUUUCAUAUGGAUGUUUCACUACAAAGCCUUAGGGCAUGACUUCUUGGUAGUGCCACUGUGACAAACAGGUGUUGUUUGUUUGUUGCAUGUUUGUUCAGUAUUUUGCAGUGUGAAUCUAAUUAUCAGCAUACACACACCUUAUUCCUGUAAGACCCCAGAACUUGCUGAAAAGACUGGCCAGAAUCUACACUCCUCAGAUUUUUCUACAGACCAGCAUACCUUUUUCUCUAAUGGGAAGACCCAAAGCUAUAGUUUGUGCUGAACAUGAAUUCAGUUAAGUAGUUGUAGCUGUUGUAUUUUGGAGCAGGGUUAUGGGGCACAGCUAGAAGGUGGGAGGCAGUGUGCACUGUCCAUGCAGCCCCCAAAGGCAUCACAGAGGUACCACUGGAACCAUGUUACUGUCAGAGCAUCACUGCCAGGUGACAUGUCAUUAAACAUGGCAGAUCCCUCACUAAGGGAAAUAUAGCAUUGAUUACAGUUUCUGAAAUUCAAACAUCAAGCACAGUAUAUUUUGUUGAUCAAGUUGGAAGUGAUAGGUAAAUAAGCAAAAAAUCCAGUAAAACAUUAUGUGCCCCACUUGACAAUGCAAGGGGUAAAGAAGGUAGAUACUGGCAAUUGUUGCUUACAUGGAACAAAAUUAUUUAUCAAAUGUUUAUUUUACCAUUACAUCUAGUUCUGUGUCAGAUUUAAUGUUUUGAUGCCUGUUCUUUUUUUGUUUUGUUCAGGUUUUUUCUCCUAAAAGAAUAGUGAGAAUACAUAAAACAAGCAUGCUGCCUUUUCAAAAGAAAUAAUACUCAAAAAUCUUUGGGAUUUAAGAUUCACGUCCACCACAAACACAGUCUCAGACACCAGUCAAAAUUAUUCAUAAUACUAAAAGGUCUGGCUAGCAAGCCUGGCUAAGCCAGUUAGAAAUGGUACCUAUAGCUGCCUUUUGGGGAGAAAAAAAGGACUAGGGAAAAGCCAUUAAAGUUUUUUCAAGUUACUUGAGUCAUGAGUUUGACCUGAAUCUGCGAACCAGUGAAGAAAUGAAAGGACAGAACAUACCCGCUGUCAUGAUCUGCUUAUUUCACAUCAGUGCUACACUUUGGGGUUUUACGGAACAGGAAGAAGUAACAGGGCUGUUUUCUGAGGAUUGCAUCCUCCCUUGUCGUUUCCCACCUGGGCAAGAUGAAGUAAUUCACUGGAGCAAAGAGAACAGAAAUGUGCACAGUUACUACCAGCAGAAGGAUCAUCUGGAAGAGCAAGAUCCACAUUACAGACUCAGAACACACCUUUUCCAUGAGAACAUUCCUAGUGGAAAUGCCUCCUUGAAAAUUAGUAACCUGACCAUGACUGAUGAGGGCUCUUACACCUGCUACGUGGGAACAGCACAAUAUCGAACGGAAGUGGAAGUGCAGCUACGUGUAAAAGCUCCUUCUUCUUAUGCACUGGAAUACCAGAAGACAAACACAGAAAGGAGACUGAAGUGCUAUGCUUUUCUCACUUAUCCAGCACCAACUAUAUCUUGGGUACAGGGCAGUAUAUCCAUCCAAGAGACAGAUCGGGAGGAAACUAGGAAUGGAGCUCUCUAUUCUCUUAGAAGUGACAAGGACAUUAUAAAUGUGACAGAUACUUACUACUGUCGUAUUCAUUUGGAUCAUGAAGUGUGGGCCGCUGAAUGGAAGAUGCAAGACCACCUGACUAAGACGGAAGGAGAGAGCACCAUAAUUCCUUGUGAACACGGCCAUGACCCUGCAAGCACUGGUGGUUUCAGUGUUGUCUGGAGAUUAGACAGAAAUGGAGUGACCUCAGUCCUGGCCUCCUUCAAUGGCACAUUUCACUCUUACCAGCCUCAAGUCCAGAUUAACAAAAAUGACUUUUCACUGAGGCUGGAUCAUCUUACUGCAGAUGACAGUGGAGAAUAUCUGUGUAAUGUUUCAACACCUCUCUACACAAAACUUGCUGUGACAACUUUGCAUGUCGCUGUUUUCCAGACAUCCAUAGGAAGUUUCCAGAGGAGUGUAGAAUUUUUCAAAUUCUUUGGACAAGACACAACAGGGGAAAGACAACCUGAGAAAAUUCAGGUAACACUGGGAAAAGUGUGUGGGCAGUACUUGUUGCAGUGGCAAUAGCAGUGGCAAUAGCAGCGGUACUUUGCUAUCUCAAG
Passer domesticus (house sparrow) is the source of this 3065-nucleotide messenger RNA. It is a transcript of the gene HHLA2, whose product is annotated as HHLA2 member of B7 family. Lineage: Eukaryota; Metazoa; Chordata; Aves; Passeriformes; Passeridae. Gene Ontology annotation, cellular component: external side of plasma membrane. The transcript has 7 exons. The record is from RefSeq and is a predicted model, not a curated record. Bases 1945 to 3030 code for a protein of 361 amino acids. Gene Ontology annotation, biological process: immune response; negative regulation of T cell proliferation; cellular response to lipopolysaccharide.